Zootermopsis nevadensis is the source of this 2490-nucleotide messenger RNA. It is a transcript of the gene AsnS, whose product is annotated as asparagine synthetase. Gene Ontology annotation, molecular function: asparagine synthase (glutamine-hydrolyzing) activity. The record is from RefSeq and is a predicted model, not a curated record. Gene Ontology annotation, cellular component: cytosol. NCBI's taxonomy places the organism in Eukaryota, Metazoa, Arthropoda, Insecta, Blattodea, Termopsidae.
AAUUUUUAUUAUGAUUGGAUUAGCACUGUUUCUGCUGUGUGUAUAAGCUCGUUUUAUUUUGAAGGUUAAGGAGUAGUUGAUCUUACCGAUCGGGCUAUUAUCACGUCGCUGUUCUGUUUACUUGUGAAUCGCGAACAGGGUGCAGCACAAUGUGCAAGGCGCUACGUCAAUUGCAUGUGGGUGGUUGUUAUUACAUAUGUGUAAAAUGUGCCGGGAUUUUGCCACGAGGCCUGUUGUCAGCAGUUUUAAUUAAAACGUUUUUGCCAGCUCUAUAGUUUGGUGAAUACGCCGUGGAAUUUUAAUAAUAUACAAGGUAUCAUGUGUGGUAUUUGGGCAUUAUUUGGGAUGGAAACCCAUACUUCAGUUCAUUCUAACACUUCAUUUAGUAAAAUUUCUCAUCGGGGCCCAGAUGCAUGGAGGAUAGAAUUUGACAAGAAAGUUAAGAAUUCCGUUGUCGGUUUUCAUCGCCUGGAGAUUGUGGACUCACUGUAUGGGAUGCAACCCAUGAAAUUGCAUCAGUAUCCUCAUCUUUCGCUACUCUGCAAUGGUGAGAUCUAUAACUGCAAGAGGCUGAAGGAGGAGUAUGGAUUCAAGUACGAGACAAACUGUGAUGUGGAGUGUAUCCUGCAUCUCUAUGCUACUGGUGGCAUAGAGCACUGUGCUCAGAGUUUGGAUGGUGUGUUUGUGUUCUGUAUUGUGGAUUCUGCCAAGCAGCAUUUGUAUCUCGGUCGUGACCCUUAUGGCGUUCGACCCCUGUUUCGCCUGCUCAGUAAGACCGGAAUUCUGGGCAUCUGCUCGGAAGCGAAAGGUUUGAUUGACCUGGAACAUGAGGUGAACGGGGAAAUUCCGAAUCUCGAGCCGUUUCCACCUGGCUGUGUGGAAGAUUAUGAGAUCAAUGAGACCGGCAGAACAACCUUCGUAAUGAAGAAAGCAUUCUACAGCAUUGGAAAUAAACCUUACUUCAAGCCCCUCAUUCCAUAUGAAUCUCUUUCCAUCAAUGAUGUUCAUGCCAACAUUCGGACACUGCUGACUGCUGCAGUCAGGAAGCGCCUCAUGGCUGACCGACGAAUAGGUUGCUUGUUGUCUGGGGGCCUGGAUUCAAGCCUUGUGGCUGCUUUGCUGGUGAAGUUAGCCAAGGAUGAAAAUCUGCCGUACAAAAUCCAGUCAUUUGCAGUUGGCAUGGGAAACAGUCCGGACAUUGAGGCAGCACGAGUCGUAGCGAAUCAUAUUGGAACAGAACAUCAUGAGGUGAUCUUCACAGAACAGGAUGUGAUGAGUGUCCUGGACAAAGUGAUAUACCAUCUGGAAACACCUGACAUCACAACUGUCAGAGCAUCUAUUGGAAUGUAUCUGAUAUCACGUUACAUUAAGCAGAACACAGACACAACGGUGGUGUUUAGCGGGGAGGGUGCUGAUGAGGUGGCGCAGGGCUACAUCUACUUCAGGGAUGCCCCAUCUGCAGAUGCAGCUCACAGUGAUAGUCUCCGUCUGCUGAAGGACAUUUACUUAUUUGAUGGGCUUAGAGCUGAUCGCACCACGGCAGCACACGGUUUGGAGCUGCGUGUACCAUUCCUUGACCUUCAGUUCACAAACUACUACUUGGGACUACCAGCAGCCACACGACAGCCACAGGGAGGCGUCGAGAAGCAUCUACUGCGCUCUGCAUUUGACUCAACGGAUCUACUGCCCAAGUCCAUCCUGUGGCGGCACAAGGAGGCAUUCAGUGAUGGGGUGGCUUCAGCAAAGAAGUCACUGUUCCAAGUGAUCCAGGAGCUGGUGGACUCUCGUCUGGGUAACGAUACUCUGGAAAAGGCUUCCGAAAAGUUCCCACACUGCACACCAACCACUAAAGAAUCUUUUUAUUACAGGGAGGUGUUUGAGAAGAACUUCCCAAAGCAGAGUCAUUUUUUGCCUUAUUUCUGGAUGCCACAGUGGACUGACGUGAAGGAUCCCUCAGCGAGGUUCAUCAGCCAUUAUGCAGCAGAUAAGCAGCAGCUGGGUGGAAUGUAGGGAUGUGCAGACGGGUCAGAUUCAGAUUGUUCGUGGACUUUUUGUGCGGUUGCUUUUGCUUUGGUUUUGGAUGUUUGAAACAGUGCAAUUCAUACCUAUUCACAUGUAUAUCAGCUUGGCACUGUACAGUGAGGCAGUUCACAAGUUGAUCGUUGAGCAUCCAUUCUACUUUGUUUUCCCAUCUACACAUAGCUCUUCCAAGUUGUCUCUUUCCACAAGAUUUUUCAACCAAAAUUACAAAAAAAAAAUUAAAAGGAAAGUAACAUUUAAGGCGAGUACAACUGGAUAUUUGAGUGUUUGCACAUCUCUAGGAGAGGAUCGGAUUCUAGUACAUCAUGAUUUUCUGAAUAAAGAAGUGGUCUUCUUGUGAAAAGUAUCACAAAAUGAAGCCAAGACUACAUAUCAGGUAUGUAGAUUGUUAUUUGUUGUGCCAAGGGUUGUGUGUUUAUAUGCCGAACAUGCAUAAAAUGUUUGAAGUUU